Molecule: messenger RNA, 1052 nt
Organism: Vespa velutina
Lineage: Eukaryota; Metazoa; Arthropoda; Insecta; Hymenoptera; Vespidae
Gene: boca
Product: LDLR chaperone boca
Exons: 4
Coding region: 222-794 (190 amino acids)
Biological process (GO): protein folding
Source: RefSeq, a predicted model, not a curated record
ACAGUUCGGCCAACACAAUGGCCGAAAUUAGUUGGAAUGCCAACUUUGUAUUUUCCAUCCGGUAAAUCAACAAAUUGUCGUUUCUAGAAUUAAAAAAGAUAAAGUUAAUGAAAGUUAUUUCUUUGAUCAAAGUUAAACGAUACUUUUAUAUUUAUUUGUAGGAAAUAAUAUAAUCUCAUAAAUAAUAGGAAAUUUAAUUAAUUUUGAGAUAUUACAUCAAUAUGAAGAUAAGCGUCUUCCUCUGCAGUAUAUUAGUAAUCCUAGCAAAUGCAAAUGAUUCGAAUGAGAAUAAAAAGAAAUCAUGGCGUGAUAAAGAUAUAAGAGAUAUGACAGAUGCAGAUUUGGAACAUUUAUUGGAUCAAUGGGAGGAAAAUGAAGAACCUUUGCCACCAGAUGAACUCCCCGAAUAUCUUAGACCAAGUCCAAAAAUAGAUUUAUCGCAGAUAGAUGUCUCCAAUCCUGAUAAUGUUCUCAAAAUGACGAAAAAAGGUAAAGGCGUUAUGAUGUUUGUGGAUGUAAUGGAAGAUAUUUCACAAGAUCAAGCAGAAAUUGUAAUGCGCAUUUGGCAGAGUAGUCUACAAAACAAUCAUAUCAUAGCAGAAAGAUAUCCAAUUGAUCCUAAGCGAUCAGUCUUCUUAUUCCGUGAAGGAUCUCAAGCUGUUGAUGCUAAGAAUUAUUUAUUAGAACAACCAGAGCUGUCUCAUGUAAUGCUUGAAGGACAAACGUACUAUAGAGAUAAGAAAAAAAAUAAAGACAAGGAAAUAAACCACAGACCAAAUAAAUCAGAAUUGUAAAAUAUUAACAAAAUAAUUUCAGAUAUUAUUUCAACUAAAAAGCAUUCUUUUUUUUUUCUUUUUUUUUUUUUUUUUUUUUUUUUUUCUAAUAAAAAUACACGAAUUAUUUUAAUAUAUUUUUAUAACUUUAAUAUAAUAUUUAUAUGCUUCUUUUGAUGACAAGAGAAGUUAAUUUUUGGAAGAAAUUACGUCUCAUUGGAAUGUCCUGUAAUGAUGUCAUAUGGAAAAUAAAUAAAAGGGAUAUAUCAAUGAUUUAAA